This is a messenger RNA of Linum trigynum, 9233 nucleotides long. The record is from the annotation of a GenBank genome assembly. NCBI's taxonomy places the organism in Eukaryota, Viridiplantae, Streptophyta, Magnoliopsida, Malpighiales, Linaceae.
AUCCAGGAGACACCCCCUGCUCGGGGGGGGAUGCUUCCCCGUAUGGGGGCUCGAGGGUCAUAAACCCUGAAUUUUAGCGCGGGCUACCUAUAAACUUUCCAUUCUAUUAACACCAAACUUGAACUCUAAACCACAAACUUUAUAACCCUAGAACACUGAACCGUAAACUCUAAAGUGUAAAACCCUGAACCUUAAGAACUUCCUCCAAACCCUAAAACCUUUAACGCGCUACAUAAAGGCAUAGUUAGUUAGAAAAUACCUGUACGUAUUAUAUUCGUCCAAAAACUUAUGUAUCCGUUCUAAACAUGUAUAAAACCCAUAUAACACUGUUAGUAUCCAUAUAUAAAACCUGUAAUUAUUUUUUAUCUAUUUAAUACUUCUUGUGUCGUAUUUUACUUAGAAUAGCUUACUAGCUAUUAGUUAAAAAAUUGUGUCCAUCCGUGUAUAGGGUAAAAUUCUUUAUUAAAAACACGUACAUCAAUUAUAUUGUUUAGCUUUUUGUUGAUAAUCAUUCAAUUCAAUUAUAUUUGAAGAAUUUGAAACAAAAGUAACUUUGAAGACCAAUUAAAAAUUACCAUAAAUUCCUUCUCAAGAACUGUACACUUUUUUAGCGGAACUCCUCUGUCUUCCCCUUGUCAAGCUAGUAAUAGGUAAGCUGCCCUCCCCCGUAAUACCCAAUUUGUUUAGAGCAAUAAAAAUUACCAUAUAAAAUCCUGCCAAUUAGCUUUAAGCGUUGAUCAAUUGAGAUUUGAGACUAGAUAAAAAAUUACUGUAAUUAGCUCGUUAACAGAAAGGCAAGAAGACUAGCAGAGGCAAUCAUUUCCCAAAUAAAAAGCAAACAAAAAAUAAAUUAAUUAUUAAUCGGUGGGCAAAAAUCCUACCUUCCUAAUUCCAACUCCGACUCUUCGUUUCCCCUAACAAUUUACCAAAACAAAAUUAGCGGGGAAAAUCCCGCCUUUCCAUCCCCAAAACCGCCUUAAUUAACUCUGUCAAAGAACCUUUCCACAAUAACCAAUCCCUUUCUCCAAAACCCAAACCCCUCUUCUCCCAUUCCGAGAUGGCUCCGCCAUGGCCAGAUCGAAGAAACGGUCCCUCCUGCCCAAGAACAACAACUGAGGUCCUCGCCUCCGAGUACCGAGCGAAUGGAAGAAGAGGAAAGGAGCUCUCCCACUCCUGCUAUCCAGCGACGACAAGAGGCUAAAAGAGCUUGCAGACUCCUGCUACCGAUCGAUCGCAACAAGAGGAGGAUGCCUCUGCCUCUGCUACUCCUGCUCUAGAGCAACAGCAACAAGGAGCACUCGGCCAAUCGUCGACUCAUAAAUCUUCUGUGGGUAAUCCACCCAAGCGAAAGGGAAGAGAUUCGAGCAAAGGGGUAAAGCGGGGGCAUAACAUCCCCUUGGAAAUCCAUGAAAUAAGGUUCGUCGCCUCUGUUUUCGGUAAAAAAAAACUAUGCCUAGAAUUAAGUGGAUGGUUGGUUCUUGCUGCCGAUACUUAGAUGCGCCACAACUUAUUCUUUUGUUCAUUUGUUUUGUGCCUAGUAUGUUGGUGGUUUUUAUGGUUUAUGAAAAAAAUUUCCAACAACUUAAUAACGAUCUAUGAAACUUUGUAAUGUAGGCUGAAAACAAGGAAGUGAACGAGGAUGGCGAGGAAGAUGAUGAUGCUAGCACUUCUAAUUACUCUGGCUCGAAGGGUGACAAGUUUGAUGAUACCAACUCCAUGUGAAGACUGAAGAUGUUGUUGGUCAAUUUGGGCCCUUCCUUCAGUAGUAGGGGUUAUGCAGCAUGUUAUGUUUUGUGUUUAAUUAAGAACAAAUAGAACAUAUUUAUGUAUUUAUUUAUGCUGUGUUUUGUGCGUUUACUUCUGUAAGACAUAUUUUAUGGCUAGGCCUCAUAUUUAUGUUGUAUUCUUUUUUCUUAAUAUUAUAAUAGUGUGAUUAAUUUUAAUUAUUUUACAUAUUACCAUUCAAUUGAUUAAUUAAAAUUUCAUUUUCAACCCAAUGGUCAUCCCAAAUAAUAUAUAGCAAUAAUUUACAAAAUAAAUAAUAAUUUCAAAUACUAUCAACCAUAAAAUUUUAUUGGAAUAAUAAUUUCAUUUCUGAGGAGUUCUCCAUUCAUGAAGACUUUUACUCGUCAGAAAUAACCAAAGGGUAUUUUGGGAACAAAUUUUUUUGCCUAAUUAUACAACCUUUUCUAACAAUAAACAAGUCAUCACAAAAACACAUAAGGGUAUUUUGGGAUAUAAAUUCCAAAGUCUUAUUAACAAAAAAAAAGUUUUGCUUACAAAAAAAUAUUCUCACAAAUACUUACACUGACAAAGUAAUUUCCUUAGAAAUAGUUUUUCCUCUCUCACAAAAACUUUUCGUCAAACUUUUUUCCUCAAGGGUAUUUCUUUUCUAAUUACGAUAAAUAGGGUUUUGAGGAUAAUUUAUCCUCACAGAAAAAGUUUUUAUGACGCCAAUUUUUUUUGGACUAUUACCCACGGACCUUUACCCCAUGACCCGCUAACGACCGUAUUUCGUCAGGAAAAACUUUUAGUGACGAGAAAAGGCCUUUUGUGACGCCAAUCGUCUGGUAACAUCUGCCAGUCUUUUUUGUAGUGCAUCGUCAUGCUUAGUCAGCAAUUCUAAGGGAGAUAUUAACAGAUAAUUAACGUUUGGCUAAUAAUUACUAUUUCGAUAGUUUUGACUAAUGGGGAAAAGUUUUGGCUAAAAAAUAGUAUUUACCCAACAUAAAAUUAUAAGUCUGACUAUUUUCAGGAUUCCAUUAGGUUCAAUUUUUGAGAAGACUAAAAGACUAUAAUGACCUUUACCCCUCUACUUUUUAGCUCCUAAGUUGUGAUUAGGCAUCAUAUGUAUCUUUUUUGUUUCACUUUAUUACUUAUUAUCACCCCACCAAUUAGGUUUGAUGGGUGUUGGGCCACACGAUGUGUUACGAUCUGGUUAUGCAUUGUCUGUGACUUGGUCUACGUGGCAUGCCAGGGUGGAAUUUAAAUUUAAUUAUAUUUACUAAAAAAUCCCUACUUUACCAAAUAGUCGUGUUCUUUUCCUCUUCUCCAUCCGCCCCUUUCCAUUCCUCUCUUGUCCUCUUUGUCGGAACCCCAUUUCACCUCAGCCCAUGUCAAUCCAUUCACCAAUCAAUCUCGUCCACCUCGCCUCCGUCAUCCGCUCCUCAAACUCCCCUCCGCGACGCUCGCUAUGGAGAGUCGGGAACGAGAAUCAUCGUGGGUACAAUGUCAAAUAAGUCCAACGCUAGAUGUGAAAAAUCCGGUGAAGGAAUAGAGGCUCCAGCUCUAGCUCGAUUCUCUCCAGGGACCACUGAUGCAAAGCCCGCUAACAAUAAUUUGUGUUGUGGGAAAGUGAAAACCCUGUGUGAUUUCAUUGGUUUUGGCAGCAUAUAUAGCUGGUCCAAAGUAGCAUUACAAGACAAACUUACUUCUGAUGCGAGUACGAACCAAAACAGGAAAAGUAGUAAAAAUGUAACAUUGGGAUUAAAAGCGAAGUUUGGCAACUUGAUGUAGUACGCUGCCGUUCCAGUUGAACGUUGUCGUUCCAGCCGAGUCUUCAGUCUGUGCCAGAAACGACGUCACUCCAUUUCCUUCUUCCUUGUGUUUGAUCUGCGAGGGGGAAAUUCAAAUUUGUUGAAUUAUCCCCUGAUACCCGCCGCCAGUUUUUGCGAUGAAGAAAAAGACAAGGGUUGAGCAGGGGGACUGCUUAGAAGAUUGGGGAAUAAGGUGAAGCUCUGUCUAUUUCAACGUUUGUAGUCGCAAAUCUUCGAUUGGAGUUUUGGGUUUGUUUCUUCAAGUUAUGUGAUUGAGGAAGAAGGUGAAGAAUAAAUAUGGGAGUUUGGGUUCUUCUAUAUCGAUUUGGCUUGUAGGAUUUCUGGGUUUGGAUUCUUCGUUCAUCUAUUUUGCUAUGAUUCUGGUCAGAGGCUGUUGGGAUUGACAGCGGCAGCACUGCUGCGUCCCACUUUCUUCCUUCUUAUUUUCUUUUAUCAAUUUUUGUUUUUUUGUUUUUUCCUUUAAUUAAAAAAAAAAAGAAGGGGAUUCGGUCAAUUAGACCAAAUCCCGUGGGUGGAUGUCCUCCAAAAAGAUUUUUUUAAUUUUAAUGUAAUAAACAAUAUUUUAAAUUUGACAUGGCAGGACACGUGGCAUGACGCGUCGACUAAGAGUUGACGUGGAAGCUGACGAGGCGGCAUCUCAGCUUGUUUUUGACAAACGUUAACGACAUCUCUGACUUCGUCAAUAUUUCUAACGGAAAUGGCUAUAAUUGUCAAGGUAGUUUCAAAUCUGUGGCUAUUUUUGUGUAUUUUUCAAAAUUUGGCAAUAUUUGUCAUAAAGUGUAAAGUUAUGGCUAUGAAAGUGUAUUUUGCCUUACUUUUAAUUGGAUACCUUUCCAAUAUGGCGUUAGAGAUAUUUUAUGCAUGGUUUUAGAAACCGUUAAAUUUAAUUGGGGAUGACAAUGUAACCCCUGAACUUUGGACUUCAUGAAUACAGGCUGGUUGUAAAAAAAAAAAAAAUAACUGGGGAAACAAUAUGCGUGGUUGGUAACCAAUUCCCUCCAUUCUCAAUAUGGAGUUAGAGAAAUUUUAUGCUCAAAUUCUAUCAAUUAUGAUCUAUAUUGGCAGUUGAUUUAAACACAUGGUAUAAUUUUUAUUUGAGAUGAUACAAGAUCUAAUUUUCAUCGCUCAAUAACUCGUAUUAUUAGAAUCUAUUAGUUAUAGUUUGAGUGAUCGGAUAGGAUGCUAACAAUAAUAAUAAGACUAUGAUAGUAACUAAUGUAUAUAGUAGCUUCUUCCUCCACUCCGUCCUCCUCCCAUUGCUCUCUGUCUUCCUUAUUUCACCAUAAUUUGUAAAAAACCCCACCACACCACAAAAACCAAGCAUUUUAAUUGCAAAAAAAAAAAAAAAAUCAUCAUUAUAAAAAAAGUUAUUACAUUUUCAUCCUUUAUACCGUUUGUGGUUCGUCAUGAUGUUUCAAGUGUGGUUUCUAGCCUUUUUGAUCGCCUUUAGCCUUUAUGAGACUUCUGCUGUGGUUGCACAUAUUUUUAUAUGUUGCAGGGAACUUAUGGUCUCCUUUGUGGGAUUUCUGGUUUCUUUCGAGGAAUUUGGGGUUAGUUUUAUGAGGGUUAUAGUCUACUUCAAGGAACUUAUGGUCAGCUUUACGAGAUUUUUUGUUUACUUCUCAGGAAACUUGUGGUAAGCUUUGUGGUGUGUUUACUAUCUUUUCUGGAAUGUUUUAUGGGGUUUCUGGUAUACUUUAUGAGUUUUGUGGUGUGGUUUGUAGAAUUUUUGGUCUAGUAUGAGUUUUCUGGUUUGCUUCAUGAGAGUUGUGGUAAAAUUUAUAUGAUUUCUGGUCUAUUUUAUGUUAUUUGUGAUAUGGUUUGUUCUGUUUUUUAUUUGCUUUAUGACACUUGUAAUCGCUGCCAGCUAAAGAUAAGACGCAAAAAUAAUUGAGCAACGCCACGCACAUGCUACCCUAUAAUUUUUUAAAUUUGACAAAACAUGUCACUCACUUCAAAAACCAUCAUUAAUUAUAGCCAUCCCUUAAACAGAAAAGAAAGAUGGAUGGUCACGUUGGGUACGUACCGGUUAUAGCUAUCAUAUGGUUUCCUGCUCACAUCCACACUUUACUAGUGUUGUCUUGCCCUACAAUUCUGGCGGUUGUUGGGCCGCUGAGCAUUACUCUGUUUCUUACCCACCACAAAAAAAAGUGGUUAAUUAAUUACUAGGCCGCAACUGACGACGACGGCCGGUGGGGCGAUCUUUGUCCGCAUGCAAGCUAUCGCUUCGACGCUUCCUGUGUUUUUACUACACGUUGACGUCAGAGGGUACGUAUAGGACGAAAGUUGAGCGACGAAUUAAAAUUGGCUGCCUGCCACCUACUCCACCAAUUUCCCGAGCUCAACGUGCCCAAUAAUAAUGGACCGUCGAUCGAAUCCAGUCCAGCCCAGUCGUCGUCUCUGCCAGCCAACAAUUCAUCACGGCCCGGCGCUUCCAUUUUUAACCCCAUUUUUUUCACUAAUUACUGUACCAGGGUUACACACCUGUUCGAGAAUUCUGAGUCAGCUACUGUCGACACACGAGCAUUUUUCGUGCCUGAUUUUGCCCACUAUUGCCUCAUCCUUUAUAAAUAGUCCUCAAAUCUCAACAGUACAAUAUAUACCUCAUCUCUACUCUGAAAUUCCAAUUCACUGCCCAACACCAAAAAAGCUACCAAACAUGGAGGCAAAGGCAUCGUCCGGCGCCGCAGCAACGAAACCCCACUUCGUCCUACUCUCCAGCCCCGGCAUCGGCCACCUGAUCCCCGUCCUCGAGCUCGGCAAGCGGCUCGUCACCCACCACAACGCCGCCGUCACCGUCUUCGUCGUCGCCUCCCGCUCCUCCCAGGCGGAGACCGAACUGACAACCGAGGCCGCCGCCGCCGCCGGAGGAGCGCCGGGGAGCGGGAACUUCUUCAACGUGGUGAGACUACCGCCGCCGGACCUCUCCAACGUGCUCGACCCAGCGGCGGCGAUGGUCACGCGCCUCUGCGUGGUCAUGAGGGAACUGAUUCCCGCGAUCCGGGCGGCGGUCCAGUCACUCGCGGUCCGACCGACGGGUCUGGUCGUGGAUCUGUUCGGAACCGAGUGUUUUGUGGUGGCCGAGGAGUUGGGGAUAGCGAAAUACGUGUUGGGCACUUCGAAUGCGUGGUUUACUGCUCUGACGAUCCAGUUGCCGGUUUUGGAUGGAGAAGUGGAAGGAGAGUACGUUGAUCAGAAGGAGCCGCUCGAGAUCCCCGGGUGUCGUUCGGUUCGACCGGAUGAGGUGGUCGACCCCAUGUUGGACCGGAAGGAUCAGGUGUACAUCGAGUACAGACGCAUGGGGGUCGAGUUCCGGAAAGCCGACGGUAUUCUGAUAAACACGUGGGAAGAUCUGGAGCCCACUACCCUCGCCGCACUGCGAAACGACGACUUCUUCGGCCGUAAGGUCAUUCAGGGAGAUAUUCUAGCUAUUGGUCCGUUGGUUCGACGUCCAACCAGACCAUCGAACCCGACCAGCCAGGACUUAUUCUCCUGGCUCGACCAGCAACCCAACGAGUCGGUGGUGUACGUUUGUUUUGGCAGCGGUGGGAACCUCUCCCCCGAGCAACAGAUCGAGCUGGCCCAUGGGCUGGAACGCAGCCAGCAACGGUUCCUCUGGGUGGUCCGCCGGCCCACUGGCGUAAAGGACUCGGCCUUCUUCAGUUCAGGAAAGUCUGAAGAUAUGGAUGGCAUUCAUCAUGACUUGGACAACCGCUACGGCCUGCCGGAGGGUUUCGUGGAGAGGACGCGACACGUGGGGCUGGUGGUCCCGGAGUGGUCCCCGCAGUCGGAGGUUCUGAGCCACGCGGCGGUGGGAGCGUUCGUGUGCCACGGUGGAUGGAACUCGACGCUGGAGAGCGUGCGGAGCGGGGUGGCGAUGAUGAUGUGGCCGCUGUACUCGGAGCAGAGGAUGAACGCGACGUUGGUGGCGGAGGAGCUCCAGCUGGCGUCGAGGACCGAAACGAUGCCGUGGAGGGGAGUGGUCGGGAGGGACGAGGUGGAAGGGAUGAUUAGGGAAGUGAUGGUGGGCGAGAAAGGGAAAGGGAUAAGGGAGAGGGUGAAAGCAGCUCAACGCAGUGGGGAGAAGGCAUUGAAAGAAGGUGGCUCGUCUUAUAAAGCUUUGGAAAUGGUGGUUAAGAAGUCAUGUUAAGAUCGAGAUACACUCUCCAAUGAAAUUCACGUCCAUGAUCGAGGGAGAUGAGAAAGAAUGGGCUUGAGUGAUGUUAUUAGAGAAUCUUUAUAUAUAUUAUCUAAAAGAGAAUCAUAAUAUUUGUUAUAUAUGUGAUGUUUAAUAUAUGUUUCGAUAUAGUGGAUUGAUUCAAAAUAAGAAUGUGAACGUGUACUUUGGUGGUUAUAUGCCAAUAUGAUGAGAUCAUAAUAAUAUGAGACAGAAUUCCUAUCACCUUUCUUUUGAAACAAAUUGUCAGAAACAUGGCCUAGGCCGAUUUAUGUCAACCAAUUAUUCGUAUUCUUUAUAUAAACAAAUGCAGAGUCGUGGGGCGACCAACUAACAGUGGCGGAUUUAGGGCUGGGUCACCCCGGGCCACGGCCUCGGCCUCCUCCGGUGCAGAGCUAGUAUAAUACGUAUGAAUUUUUUGAUUUUGGGUGUUCAACCCAGUGAUAUUGAAAAGUCGGUCCAAUGUUAUAUGAUAAUAAAAUUUUCUAUAACUUGGAAAAUGGUCUAGAUGAACAUAUCCAAAUCACUACUCUCAAUUUAGACGAAAAACUCUAGCCCCGAUAAUUUGUAUUUGAAAAGAAUAAAAUAAACAAUGAAAUCUAAAAGUCUUACACUAAAAGUGUAAUGUUCCAUUGAAAUAAAAAAACGUCUAAACUAAACCUCACUCUUCUAUAUCAGAACUCAAAAAAAAUUUCAAUUCCCCCAAAAUAGAAAAUUUGAACGAGGAGACGAACGAACCCGAAAUUUUCUUUCCAGUCUUUUGAUGAAGAAAAUAUUUACAAACUUGUUGAGUCAUAUUUAAAUUGCUUCAGUUGAGUGGUGCACUAGAUCUUAAAAGUUCUUUCCAGUCUUUUGAUGAAUAAAAUAUUUACAAACUUGCUCAAGAGUUUAUCUUUGAGACUUUGAAGGCUAUUAGAUGCAUUAUUUGAAGAAUUAUCUACAAUAUUAUGUCGUUCAUGUGGUUCAUAGUUAGGAAUAUGAAGUUUCAUCCCUUGCAAAAAUUACUAGAGAUACACAAUACGAAUUGAUUUGUCGGUUGAUUCGUCUAGUGUUGAUCUAUUCCCUCUGCCAUCUCUCUACCUUUUCAGCUUCCUCCCGUUAGGGCUGCCGCCGGCACAUCUGGGUGAUCGGCGGUAGCCCAAAAAAUCAUUUAUUUCCCGUUUUUUCUGUUGCUUUCCUCCUUUCAUCGCCUUCCUCUUCGGUUUUCCAUUGUCUUUCCUGGCCUUCCUUGGCUUUUUCCUGCCGUCAUGGCGUUCCCUCUUCCCCUAAGUGGGGUUUUCCUCAUCCCUCUCAUUAGAGGAGGUUUUGCCAUGUUUCUGCUACAGAUCUUCUAGAUCUGGUUUGGCUCUGCUCUGUUCUGGAAAUUUUCUUUCCAGUCUUUUGAUGAAGAAAAUAUUUACAAACUUGUUGAGUCAUCAUUUAAAUUGCUUCAGUUGAGUGGUGCACUAGAUCUUAAAAGUUCUUUCCAGUCUUUUGAUGAAUAAAAUAUUUACAAACUU